Messenger RNA from Nerophis ophidion (straightnose pipefish), 1605 nucleotides. RefSeq lists its product as uncharacterized. NCBI's taxonomy places the organism in Eukaryota, Metazoa, Chordata, Actinopteri, Syngnathiformes, Syngnathidae. The record is from RefSeq and is a predicted model, not a curated record. The transcript is spliced from 2 exons. Bases 26 to 1396 code for a protein of 456 amino acids.
CACAAGUAGAAAGUUCCACUAAAACAUGUCCACACCUACAAGAUGCAGUCACUUCUUACCCUCUUUCUUACCCUCUUUCACACUUGUUACACUACUUUGUUACCCUCUUUCUUACCCUACUUCACACUUGUUACACUACUUUGUUACCCUCUUUCUUACCUUAUUACACUACUUUGUUACCCUCUUUCACACUUGUUACACUACUUUGUUACCCUACUUCACACUUGUUACACUACUUUGUUACCCUAUUUCACACUUGUUACACUACUUUGUUACCCUACUUCACACUUGUUACACUACUUUGUUACCCUAUUUCACACUCGUUACACUACUUUGUUACCCUACUUCACACUUGUUACACUACUUUGUUACCCUACUUCACACUUGUUACACUACUUUGUUACCCUAUUUCACACUCGUUACACUACUUUGUUACCCUACUUCACACUUGUUACACUACUUUGUUACCCUACUUCACACUUGUUACACUACUUUGUUACCCUACUUCACACUUGUUACACUACUUUGUUACCCUAUUUCACACUCGUUACACUACUUUGUUACCCUAUUUCACACUUGUUACACUACUUUGUUACCCUACUUCACACUUGUUACACUACUUUGUUACCCUAUUUCACACUCGUUACACUACUUUGUUACCCUACUUCACACUUGUUACACUACUUUGUUACCCUACUUCACACUUGUUACACUACUUUGUUACCCUCUUUCACACAUGUUACACUACUUUGUUACCCUCUUUCACACAUGUUACACUACUUUGUUACCCUCUUUCACACUUGUUACACUACUUUGUUACCCUAUUUCACACAUGUUACACUACUUUGUUACCCUACUUCACACUUGUUACACUACUUUGUUACCCUACUUCACACUUGUUACACUACUUUGUUACCCUAUUUCACACUCGUUACACUACUUUGUUACCCUACUUCACACUUGUUACACUACUUUGUUACCCUACUUCACACUUGUUACACUACUUUGUUACCCUACUUCACACUUGUUACACUACUUUGUUACCCUAUUUCACACUCGUUACACUACUUUGUUACCCUAUUUCACACUUGUUACACUACUUUGUUACCCUACUUCACACUUGUUACACUACUUUGUUACCCUAUUUCACACUCGUUACACUACUUUGUUACCCUACUUCACACUUGUUACACUACUUUGUUACCCUACUUCACACUUGUUACACUACUUUGUUACCCUCUUUCACACAUGUUACACUACUUUGUUACCCUCUUUCACACAUGUUACACUACUUUGUUACCCUCUUUCACACUUGUUACACUACUUUGUUACCCUAUUUCACACUUGUUACAGUAGCGAUGAGAUCAUGCUGGUGUCUGCAGGGAUGACUUUGUAAAACAUUGGACUUGUUUGAGAACAUUUUUGUCAUGUGAUUGUGACCCAUUCAUCCUUUGUUACCUUUUAUUUCUCACCUGUUACCUGAUUCAAUACUUCUUGCCCCAUUUAAUAUUUGACAGGACAAACAGGAUUUCAAAAUAAAAGCCCACAGGGAGGAGAGAGUGUUGAAUGGCUGCAAGUGUGGUUUAAAAUAAACAUUUCACUGAG